UGAGCCACCACACCCAGCCAAGGCGGUCAUUUCUUAUAUGCCUUUUCGUAAAAAUCAGGAAAAUGGAUUGCUUCUCUCCCUGUCCCUGCUUCACAAAAUCAGUGGGUAGCCACGUGGUAGGUCUCUCGUAAGCUCUAGUCCUUUCUCAUUCUGGAUGUCAGCUGCCCUCUGUGCUCUGCUAGCUUCCUGCUGGUCUUUGAGGCCCCUGACCCACUGUGGAAUCGGGAAGUCCCUCUUCAGCCUUUGUCCCCUGCCUUAGUGGGUGUUCUUGCUUCUGGACUUAGAGUAAGCGGGAACUGUUUUCUCUUAGGAGGUUUUCUGUGACUCUGGAGGCCUCUUUCUCUCAGUCCUUCCAAGUUACUUUCCUUCAUUAAGCUGAUUUCGCUCCUUAGAAUCUCACCUUCAAACAGGGCUGUUCCUCCCACAAUAUCCAAGAACGUUGACUUUGUUCUUUAAUUUGUCUUCAUUUGAUUGAUUCUUUAAGAAGUUCUUCACCUAAGUGCCAGGGGAUCUAGGAUGCUGGGUCGUCCGAGGUCACAAAGCUUCGGUCCCUCCUGGCCUGUGGCCUGAUCCUCUCCUGGGCCGGAUUCAAGGCCUGAUUGUCUCAUGGGCCCAACCUCUCCUGGGCUGGCCCUGGGGCUCGACCCUCAUGUCCCGUCUGCUGCUAGUCCUGGAGGAGCUGCAGGACUGUCAGCCCAGGACCCCGGCCUGACCUUGCCCAGAUGCUUAGAGUCGGCUACGGAUGCUGGGAUCAUUACUAUGAGUCGGACACACUCUUGCAUUCAUUUCAAGUCCUCGCUGCCCUCCUGGAGUCUCCCGUCACUCAGAACAUCAUCUGCGACGUGGGGAUGCCUGUGAUGCACCGGAACGUCCGCUACAACUGCAGGGUCAUAUUCCUCAACAGGAAGAUCCUGCUCAUCAGACCCAAGAUGGCCUUGGCCAACGAGGCCAACUACCACGAGCUGCGCUGGUUCACCCCGUGGUCGAGGAGUCGGCACACAGAGGAGUACUUUCUGCCUCGGAUGAUACGGGACCUGACGAGGCAGGAAACCGUGCCCUUCGGAGACGCGGUGCUGGCGACGUGGGACACCUGCAUUGGAAGCGAGAUCUGUGAGGAGCUCUGGACGCCCCACAGCCCGCACAUCGACAUGGGCCUGGAUGGUGUGGAGAUCGUCACCAAUGCCUCCAGCAGCCACCAUGUGCUGCGCAAAGCCAACACCAGGGUGGAUCUCGUGACUAUGGCCACCACCAAGAACGGUGGGAUUUACUUGCUGGCCAACCAGAAGGGCUGUGAUGGGGACCGUCUCUACUACGACGGCUGCGCCAUGAUCGCCAUGAACGGGAGCAUCUUUGCUCAGGGAUCCCAGUUUUCUCUGGACGACGUGGAAGUCCUGACGGCCACGCUGGAUCUGGAGGAUGUCCGGAGCUACAGGGCGGAGAUUUCGUCUCGAAACCAGGCGGCCAGCAGGGCGAGCCCCUACCCCCGGGUGAAGGUGGACUUCGCCCUCUCGUGCCACGAAGACUUGCUGGCACCCGUCUCUGAACCCAUCGAGUGGAAAUACCACAGCCCUGAGGAGGAGAUAAGCCUUGGACCUGCCUGCUGGCUCUGGGACUUUUUAAGGCGAAGCCAACAGGCGGGGUUUUUGCUGCCCCUGAGUGGCGGGGUGGACAGCGCGGCCACUGCCUGCCUCGUCUACUGCAUGUGCCGCCAGGUCUGCGAGGCUGUGAGGAGCGGAAAUCAGGAAGUGCUGGCUGAUGUCCGCACCAUCGUGAACCAGAGCAGCUACACCCCCCAGGAUCCCCGAGAUCUCUGUGGACACAUACUGACCACGUGCUACAUGGCCAGUGAGAACUCCUCCCAGGAGACGUGCAGCCGGGCCAGAGAGUUGGCCCAGCAGAUUGGAAGCCACCACAUCAGUCUCAGCAUCGAUCCAGCCGUGAAGGCCGUCAUGGGCAUCUUCAGCCUGGUGACAGGGAAGAGCCCUCUGUUUGCAGCUCACGGAGGAAGCAGCAGGGAAAACCUGGCGCUGCAGAAUGUGCAGGCUCGAAUACGGAUGGUCCUCGCCUAUCUGUUUGCUCAGCUGAACCUCUGGUCUCGGGGUGUCCGUGGCGGGCUCCUUGUGCUGGGAUCUGCCAACGUGGAUGAGAGUCUCCUGGGCUACCUUACCAAGUACGACUGCUCCAGUGCGGAUAUCAACCCCAUAGGCGGGAUCAGCAAGACGGACCUGAGGGCCUUUGUCCAUUUCUGCACCGAGCGCUUCCAGCUUCCUGCCCUGCAGAGCAUCCUGUCCGCACUGCCUACCGCGGAGCUGGAGCCCUUGGCUGAUGGACAGGUGUCCCAGACCGACGAGGAAGACAUGGGAAUGACGUACGCGGAGCUCUCGGUCUACGGGAGACUCAGGAAGGUGGCGAAGAUGGGGCCCUACAGCAUGUUCUGCAAACUCCUCAGCACGUGGAGGCACCUCUGGACCCCAAGACAGGUCGCCGACAAAGUGAAGCGGUUUUUCUCCAAGUACUCCAUGAACAGGCACAAGAUGACCACGCUCACACCCGCGUACCAUGCCGAAAACUACAGCCCCGAUGACAACAGGUUUGAUCUGCGACCGUUUUUGUACAACACGGGCUGGCCAUGGCAGUUCCGGUGCAUAGAAAACCAGGUGCUACAGCUGGAGAGGGCAGAGCCACAGUCCCUGGACGGCGUGGACUGAGGCCGGUUCCUGCCCGGAGGCCUCCUCUCCUCGGAGACCCCAGUGCCACAUCAUCAGCAUUGCUGGGACCAAGGGAAGGAGCCCUGCGGUAGGAGCCCAGAAUGGCAUGGCGCCUCGGUCGAGCAAGAGGGAACUUCUCAGUCGAAUUCCUCCAAAGGAGGCUGGAAUAAAGCCUGGGCUUAAAAAGAGGCUGGAA
Molecule: messenger RNA, 2904 nt
Organism: Saimiri boliviensis boliviensis (Bolivian squirrel monkey)
Lineage: Eukaryota; Metazoa; Chordata; Mammalia; Primates; Cebidae
Source: RefSeq, a predicted model, not a curated record